UGUUUUAUUUCUAGUAUUAUAAUAUUUUGUAAAAAGUGAGUGUAAGCAAGUAAAAACACAAGCACUGUACAGUGGCUUGAUUCAACAUGUCCACUCCAUCGAAACGGCCGUCAUCGCAAGCGUCGUCGGACGCCCCGACUCCAACCCGCAGGACGCGGUCUUCCCAACAGGAACAGGUGGUCAUCCCGGAGACGCCUCAACGAGCUUCGGGAACAUCUUCUCAAGAUGGGACUCCAGCGACUCCUACUCGCACCCCCCGAGGCACUCCCCGGACCCCACGCGGCACACCCCGCACUCCGCGGGUACCGGGCACGUCACCAGCAAGAGCUUUGCAGUCUAGUCCUAUUGGGACAGAUUUUGACUUGAGCUCACCCCUGAACUAUGGCACACCCAGCUCCCUCAGCACUCCUCGCUCGCUCAUGCGAGGGGUCAUGACACCUGCCAGGCAGAGGGCAGACCUGCGGGGGCAUCAGUUUGGGCGCAAUGUGCCCGCACCAACACCUACUAGAGGGGUGGAAGAGCCAGCAGCAGAGGCGCCAUCAAGUGAACCACAAUUAGUGGUGUGGGGCACGGAUGUAGCCAUAGCCGAGUGCCGUGAGAAGUUCAUCAAGUUUGUGCAGCGCUUCGUCGAGCCGACCGCUGUCACUAAUGAACCACUCUAUGAACAGAAGCUAGAAGAGAUUCACACAUUGGAAGAGCCAUUCUUGGAUGUGGACGUGGAUCAUGUUCGUAUUUUUGAUCCCAAGCUGCAUCGCCAGCUUGUCUGCUAUCCACAAGAGGUUGUGCCAGCGUUCGACGCAGCGGUAAACGAGCUGUUCUUCGAGAAGUACCCGGCCGCGGUGCUGGAGCACCAGAUCCAGGUGCGGCCGUUCAACGCGCCCGCCAGGCACAUGAGGGACCUCAACCCGGAAGACAUCGACCAGCUGGUGACCAUCUCGGGCAUGGUGAUCCGCACGUCCACCAUCGUGCCGGAGAUGCGCGAGGCGUUCUUCAAGUGCGCGGUGUGCGGCGCCGCCGCCGCCGCGGAGCUGGAGCGCGGCCGCGUGCCCGAGCCCGCCCACUGCGCGCACUGCAACACCGCGCACUGCUUCCAGCUCAUACACAACCGCAGCCACUUCAGCGACAAGCAGCUGGUCAAGCUGCAGGAGUCGCCAGAUGAUAUGCCCGCGGGUCGCACGCCGGCCACAGUGACGGUGAUGGCUCACGGCGCGCUGGUGGAGGCCGUGGGCGCCGGCGAGCGCGUCAGCGUCACGGGCGUGUUCCGCGCCGCCCCCGCCACCGUGCACCCGCGGAAAUCGACCUUGCGCGCUCUGCAUAAGACCCAUAUUGACGCGCUGCAUUACAGGAAGGUGCAUAGCGACAGGCUGUUCGAGACUGAAGAGGGCAAGGAGCACCGUUUCCCGCCCGAGCGAGUAGAACUAUUCAAAUCGCUGUCAAAGCAAGCCGACUGCUACGAGCGACUAGCGCGCGCCAUCGCACCCUCCAUCUACGAGAACCUCGACAUCAAGAAGGGCGUGUUGCUCCAACUGCUCGGUGGUACUAAGAAGAACUUCAACGCCGCUGGUCGGACACAUUUUAGAUCGGAGAUCAACAUCCUACUAUGCGGCGACCCGGGCACGUCCAAGUCGCAGCUGCUCCGCUACGUGCACUCGCUCGUGCCGCGCGCGCAGUACACGUCGGGGCGGGGCUCCAGCGCCGUGGGGCUCACCGCCUACGUCACCAAGGACCCCGACACUCGCCAGCUGGUGCUUCAGACGGGCGCGCUAGUUCUGGCGGACAACGGAAUUUGCUGCAUAGACGAGUUCGACAAGAUGAAUGACUCAACCCGGAGUGUGCUUCACGAAGUGAUGGAGCAGCAAACACUAUCGAUAGCGAAAGCCGGCAUCAUCUGUCAGCUAAACGCGCGCACGUCUAUACUGGCGGCCGCGAAUCCAGCCGAGUCGCAGUGGAACAAGAACAAGACCAUCGUCGAGAACGUACAGCUACCCCACACGCUCAUGUCCAGAUUCGACCUCAUAUUCUUGGUGCUGGACCCGCAAGAUGAAGUGUUCGACCGCCGCCUGGCCUCGCAUCUCGUGUCGCUGUAUUACAAGGACCCCGCCGACCCUGAAGAGGACGACCAAGUAUUUGACAUGAGCAUAAUGCGGGACUACAUCGCGUUCGCGAAGGAGAACGUUCAGCCCACACUCAGCGAGGCCGCCCAGCAGAGACUGAUCGACGCGUACGUCGACAUGCGACGAGUAGGCAGCGGCCGCGGGCAGAUCUCGGCGUACCCGCGCCAGCUCGAGAGCCUCAUCCGGCUCGCGGAGGCGCACGCGCGGGUCCGUCUGUCGCCCACCGUCGAGAUCAUUGACGUUGAUGAAGCGUCCAGACUGCACCGCGAAGCCCUGAAGCAGUCGGCCACGGACCCGGCGUCGGGCCGCAUCGACGUGGGCAUCCUCACCACCGGGCUGGGCGCCGCCGCGCGCCGCCGCCGCGCCGACCUGCUGCAGGCGCUCCGUGCCAUCGCGCAGCCGCGAGCCAAGCCGCACACUACCACGCAUGCGAAACUGCUGCAGGAGAUCAAUGCCUCGUCGCAGAUCACGGUGACCCGCGAGCAGCUGGACGAGGCCCUCCGGGAUCUGCAAGACGAGGGCAAGGCCGUCAUCGUCUCGCACACACAUUUGCGCUUCUGCUAACUCGGUUAAACGUUAACCACUUAACCCUUACUUCUGCAACUAAAACACUUUAACUGAAAACGAAUACAAUUAGCUCCUAUGCAGAAAUACACAACUCAGUGCUGCGAAAGAGUAAAGGACUCAUAAACUACAGCCGUAUUCGAACAACGAGAUGCGUCAAAUACUAGAUAUUGAAACGAUAUGAAUCGGAUCUGUCAGUGUAAAAAGUGACGUUUUUGUUUGAAGAAACGGGUAACAUGUAACGGGGAACCUGGUAAAUGAUCUGUUGGUUUAAAAGGGAGGAGUGCAUUUUCAAAAGAACUUAUUUUUGUAUGGUAUUCAAACAGAGAUAAGCCCUUUUGAAAAGCCUCUCCUCAAGUAACUAGAGUCAGUAAAACCGAUUACCAUGCCAUGCCAACUUCAAAAUGUUUGAAUCAGUUAUUACUUUAACCCUUUUCCAAGCUGAUAGUUCAAAAAUGACAAUCGAAUGUCAGUCUUAGAGUCGAUUGCACCAAACUGUUCGUAUCGUUAAAGAGUGCGCUUAAUUUUUAUGUAUGGAAUGUUUCAUAGGAAAGCGCCGGGGCGCGUCGGCUGGCGUUGAUCAGUCUGUAUAAUGUGGUCGGUGCAACUGGCCCUCAUCGAAACGUCGAAAAUAAUAAACUCAUCGAAAAUAGAACACAUGUUUGAAGUACCGUAUGUGGGAAAUAUAUAUCCCGUAGCCUGGUAAAGGGUUAAAAUGCAUUUGUUAACGUUUCAAUCGCGAUAAAGUGCCUACGGAACUCAUGGUUUUACAGAAUGAGUUUAUCAUCUUUGUACCUUAUUAAUAAGUAAGAUAAUUGUUUGUGUACGUUGAUCUUAUUAAUAAAUCAUGUUAUUUUCAUAUAAGAGUAGUUUCACUUGGCUGCAUACUAAGGACAAAACAAAGUUUUUAAUAAAUUAUCUUUAUUUACAUAAAAUCUAACCGCGUAUCAAAAAGCUUGCGGACAAAUAACAAACAACAACAUAAUAUAAUUUGCUAUCUAUUAAAAACAUAGUCAAAAGUACUUGUGCAUUCCGCAAAAUCAAGCCAGUGUCAAAGAAAUUCAAAAUAAAGUGGUUAGGGAAAACUGACUCAUCUCGUAAUACUAAAAUCAAAUACAGCUGAGCGCGAUAUUCAUUCCAUGCUAAAUAAAUUUAUAUUAAGUUCAUACUGUAGCAGCAGAAGUUGCAAAGCGGGCGAGGUGUUCAAAAUUACCUUGACACGCUCUUAUUAACAAUAAAGUAGCGUCAACAUCAUUUUGAACACCUCGCCCGCUUAGCAACUUAUGAUGCUGAGUGUACUGUUCUAUACGAAAUAGAACAGGGCAAAUUUUUCCCUGAACCAUUUCUGAGCAACUGUGUACUGCCAAAAGAUUGCACAAUACAUUUAAAGCUUCACAUUUUAUUUCUAUUAAAAGAGGAGUAGGAAACUAUUUGGAAUGGCUAUUAAAUGGAUAAGGAUGAGGAUAAGAAUUAUUAUAAGGACAGAACAUAAAAAUAGUAAAUAGUUUAUACAUAUCUGGGAAAGCGGAGAUAUAGAUUUCAAGGAUUAUGUAACAAUAGUUAUUUAAUAUGGCAACAAAUUAUAAUACCCAUAGAUGUCAUAUCAUAAACCUUACAAACGAGUAGUUUACUGUGUUUAAGGGCUCAUUUAGAUGAUGCGAGAACUCGCAUGCGAGUUUCAUUACAUUGCGGGUUUUGAUCGGUCGGUUGAAUUGGACGUAACCAACAAUCCGCAAUGUAUAUAAUUAAAAUCGCAUGCGAGUUCGCACGCCGUCUAAAUCAGCCCUAAGGGAGAAAGGCCAUAUGGAAUUUCACACAAGAGUAUGGGUAAGAAUUUUUAUCUUUUCGCCGCUAUAUCAAUGAAGAUCGUGUCAUUCACGAAGACGCGUGGCUUCACUCGUAUCGUCAUAUAAUUAAAGGUUAUAUUUGACAAAUCUGGUGGCGUGUGGAGCACUAAAUAUACAGACUUUAUAUCAAGUCAAUGGCGGCGAAAAGGUUAAAUUAAAAACCGGGCAAGUGCGAGUCGGAUUCGCGCACGAAGGGUUCCGUAUCAUAAUGCAAAAAAAAAAACAAAAAAAAAAUGCAAAAAAGAAACGGUCACCCAUCCAAG
Messenger RNA from Cydia fagiglandana, 4788 nucleotides. RefSeq names its product DNA replication licensing factor MCM4 (gene dpa). Gene Ontology annotation, cellular component: nucleus; MCM complex. Gene Ontology annotation, molecular function: ATP binding; ATP hydrolysis activity; single-stranded DNA binding. Bases 87 to 2678 code for a protein of 863 amino acids. Gene Ontology annotation, biological process: DNA strand elongation involved in DNA replication; mitotic DNA replication initiation; DNA replication. The record is from RefSeq and is a predicted model, not a curated record. NCBI's taxonomy places the organism in Eukaryota, Metazoa, Arthropoda, Insecta, Lepidoptera, Tortricidae. The transcript has 17 exons.